CCCUAUAAAAGCAGCAGUGAUUUCACUGAGAGCUAGAUGAGCUUUGGGUAGUUUUCGCCAUCUCUUUAUCGUGUGACUCUCUCUGGACCAGGACAAUGUAUGCAGCUGUUACGCUCUUCGUCUUUGUGUGCUUGACUGCCAUCACCCAUGCAGACCAUCAUCAGCCAUGUCAUUCACCCAACAUGACAGGAUUCAUGAGUGUGAUGACCAUGAAGGGUGAGGUGAAAGCAUAUGGUGCAUUCACCUAUGAUUCGAUGGGCAAGAAACUACGGUUCAGAUCAAAUGAGAGCCACCCCACAAAUGAAUCAGUAGGUUUGGAUCUACUGAUGUUUUUUGAUGAGGGGAUAUUCUAUGAGAUUGACAGCAAAAACCAGAGCUGUGAGAAAAAAACUUUGCAAUGCACCAUGCACCCUCUGGAUAUUCCUGAUGAUGCAAAGCUGACUUCUACGGUAAACACAGGGAGUCCAUCCAUCGAAGGGGAGGGAUUAAAAGUCAAUGUAUGGACGGGAUCAAUGCCAGGCCAGAAAGUCAAGUACUCCAUAUCUGUAACCAUGGGAUGUCUGCCUGUCUCCACGUUGUACUUCUGUGAGUCCACAUCAUUCUUAUUCAGCAUGAUGGAGGUUGAACUUGAGAUCAAGGACCCUGAUCUCCUCACGGUGCCUUCCUUUUGCAUGGGGGUGUCUGUGGAGGAGACACCUGAAGGGACAGUAAACAGUUUCCUCAACGAGUUCAUGUAGAUGAACCUCGUCAGCAGAAAAUCAAAUCCCUAUCCCAGUGUGGCCUGCCUGAACUUUAGACUUUUCUCUCCUUUCCAUGUGUGACUUGUGUUCUUCGUGUGACACUGCAUCACAUCACAUCUGUCUCGAUCACAUCUUCCGCUCCCCUAUGAAGACACGGCUUUGAAUGGAUCAUACUGUAUACAUCCAUUUCAUUCUAAAGGAAAAAAAUAUGACAUGGAUUAUAGAAUUAGUCAUAAUUACUAACAGUUGGUGGCUUUUCAAGUUGGUACCACUUACAAAACCUGUAAGAUAUGAUUAAUGGAACAAUAAAGUGUCAAAGCUAUCAAAAGUGUGAGG
Molecule: messenger RNA, 1076 nt
Organism: Scatophagus argus
Lineage: Eukaryota; Metazoa; Chordata; Actinopteri; Scatophagidae
Gene: epd
Product: ependymin
Exons: 6
Coding region: 96-737 (213 amino acids)
Biological process (GO): cell-matrix adhesion
Cellular component (GO): extracellular region; lysosome
Molecular function (GO): calcium ion binding
Source: RefSeq, a predicted model, not a curated record